Molecule: messenger RNA, 2602 nt
Organism: Haliotis rubra (blacklip abalone)
Lineage: Eukaryota; Metazoa; Mollusca; Gastropoda; Lepetellida; Haliotidae
Product: piggyBac transposable element-derived protein 4-like
Exons: 2
Coding region: 108-1817 (569 amino acids)
Source: RefSeq, a predicted model, not a curated record
AAGAUGGCGACUGGCAUCGAAAUAAUUGUGUCGCCACAUGUUCAGGAAUAGAGUUAUUUCCUGCCCAUGCACUUUCAGUUCUGUGCAGAGGAGAUAAAACAAAAGGUAUGUCAACAGAAGGCAAGGGACUAUUUGAUUUAUCAUUUGUUCAGCAGGAUAGUGAUAGUGAGAGUGAAUUAGACAAUGAGCCACUAUUGGAAUUAGUUGAUGAUCUGGAGGAUGAAAAGUGGGAUCCAGAUGAAAUGGAUUCAGAAGACUUCCUGUAUUCCUGGGUAUCAAGUGAAAAUGUUUCUGCAGGGGGACCCAUGCAACCAAUGUUACAGCUGAAGUUCACUGAAUGCCCAGGGAGCAGGGCGAUAACAGUGGCAUGGAAACCAGUAGAUUAUUUUCUGGCAUACUUCCCACCGAGUAUGUUCACGAGGAUUGCAGAGGAGACAAACAGAUAUGCCUCUCAGUUUGUUGCUUCAAAUCCUAAACUACCAAUGUUUUCCCGCUUUCAGAAGUACGCCCCAACUAAUGCUGAAGAAGUCAUGGUUUUUGUUGCUCUAGAGAUGUCAAUGGGGAUGUGUGUUAAGUCAGAUGUGUCCGAGUACUGGAUCACCUCUGGUUUGAAUGUCACUCCAGUGUACAAGAAGAUAAUGUCCAGAGAUAGAUUCACAUGUCUGAGGUCCAUGUUACAUUUCAAUGACAAUUCCAUGUGUCCUGAGCCUGGGAGUGCUGAUUAUGAUCCCAUGUAUAAGGUCCGUCCUCUCAGUGAUGCCAUGAAAGAACAGUGCCUUCAAAAUUAUGUUCCUCAUGCAAAUCUGUGUGUUGGCAGAUGGAAGACCUCACAGAAGCUGCAAGUCCCUUCAGGGACCAAUAAUUCUGAGGUGAAGAUUUGGUGUCUGUGUGACAGCACUAAUGGAAUGUGUCUGAAUUGGAAGAUUCAUUGUGGCGAAAAACCUUCUUCCAAUGGACUUGGCAUGGAUGUAUUGACAGAAUUGUCUGCUCCUUACUUUAACACAAGCAGAGUUAUCUACCAUGACAAGUUCUUCACAUCAGCAACUCUUGCCUUAUACCUGUCAAGGAAAGGAAUAGGGAGUUGUGGGCCUGUUACAUUAAAAAGAGAUGACAUUCCCAAGGAAUUGCAGAAAUCACCAGGGAAGGCAGAGAGUAGAUCUGUAUUGUUCCACAAAGAUGAACCCACAGGUUUGGUGAUGUCUUGCUCAGGAGGUUCUUUGAGUGAUCGAAGGAGAGUCAACUUUUUGUCUACAGUCCAUGGGAAUGAGGUGGUUCAUAAACGAGUUACAUGUAAGAAGAGUCCAAAAGGUUACCAGGAUAUUCAGAAACCAAAGAUUGAAGCUGAUGUGAAUCAAUUCAUGGUUGGAGUCAAUAUCAUGAGGACUUUCACAACAAAGUAUUUCUACAAGAGCAAAAGCAGAAAAACCUACCUGAUCAUCUAUGACUUUCUCAAAGAAGUUGCAAUGUACAAUGGUUACAUCCUUCACAAGGAAACAACAAAGAAGGCUAAAAGCUACAGAUCCUUCAGGGACGAUGUUGUGCAAGGACUCAUCGAGAUGUACCGAAACACAGACCAACCAUUUCCUCGGGUUCAUAGCUAUGACUCAACAUUUGUGCCCGAAAGAUUGAGCGGUAGACAUUUCGUUGAGCAAAUGCAUGAAUGGAAAACACCUAGAGAUUGCGUUGUAUGUUCAGACAGGAAGGGUCGUCAGCGCCACCAGACUUCACUUGGUUGUCCAGACUGUGGUGUAGCUCUGUGUGUUGGUAAAUGCUUCAAGAGAUACCACACCUGCUUUGAUUACAAGCUUCAGAGCUAAGGCUAACAUAGGGGAGGGCAUUUGUUUUUUAUGAACAUUUUCACAAAGCAUUCAGAGACAAGAGAAAAUUCCAUAAAUCUCGCUUUAUGAUUUUCCUCCUGAGAUAUUUGCUGAUCAUGUGAAAAUAAUGAUAUUUUCUUUUCAGACAGUAUUGCGGCUUAACAAUUGCUUUUCUUCAUUCUUUUGACACAUUACAAUAGCUGAGAUCUUCAGCUAGGAUAGAUUUGUUUAGGUUCUGACCAUUUCAUGUGUGGGAUUGGGGCAGGUAGGUAUGGUUGGAGUAUUUUUCAGUAAAUGCUGAAAGAAUUUUUCAGGGUCAGGUUUCAAAGAAAGGAAACAUUGUGGAUAUCUUGAAAAUGUUGUAUUUUGGUCUUUUUUAAGAAUUAUUUUUCUUCAAAGACAAAGUGCUGAGGCAGUCUCUUAAAACCUCAUUUAAGUUGUCUCUGGCCUUGGAGACUUAAUCAAAGCUUAGUAAUAAUGAAUUCUGGAUUGUAAAGUGAACCAUCAUCAAACUGUCACAAUUAUGUAAAAAGAAUAAGGAGCAAAGUGUUCUAACAUUGACAUUCAUUUUAAUUAUAUAUUACAUCAGAGAUUAGGAUGACACUUUAAUGGGUAACUAGAUAAUUCAGAUGCUUGCUUCAUUUGAUUUUAUUAUGUUGUGAGGGAAAAAUAGAUUAUUUCCCCUGGGCCUCAUUGAUAGCUCUUCAGUAUGAUAAGUUUUGGAUUGUUACAAUUUCCCUGUUCCUGUUCCUGUUUCUGCCAGAAUAAAAAACUUGUUUGAUGAA